AUGAACAUAACAUCAAGCAGGCGAUCGGGGGUCACAUGGGAGCGAGUGGCCCUGCUGGUCCUCAGUGUUCUCCUGGCAGCUGCCCUCACAGCUCUUGGUGUAACCCUUUAUGAAAAUACUCAAACCAAGAAGAGUCUCCAAAAAUAUCAAGAUGAGGCAAAAAAUCUCGCAGAUGAAACAUGUCCGAGGUGUGAGGACGGCUGGGAGCCACAUGGAGGAAAGUGCUACUUCUUCUCCUGGGUUACUUCAUCCUGGAAUAAGAGUAGAACACAAUGCACAUCAAUGAGAGGAGACCUGGUUGUGAUAAACAACAGAGAGGAGCAGAGAUUCCUGGAGUCUAGAGUGAGAGGGAAAAUGGAAAAUGAUGAGGACAAGUUCUGGAUCGGACUGACAGACGCACAGAAAGAGGAUGAAUGGCUUUGGGUGGACGACACACGACUGGAUCCAAGUUUGAUGUCUUGGCGUGAGGGCGAGCCAGACAACUGGUACAAGGAGAAUCCUGAUGGAGAGAACUGUGUGAGGAUGGGGGAGAAAGACGGAGCCACGUACCUGAAGUCCUGGGUCGAUCAAUCCUGCAAAUAUUUUCAAAAAUAUAUUUGUGAGAAAUAGAAAAAGCAUGAGCCUGAAAUCCAGUUGGAUCAGAUUGAGCUCGAGUCUUCAGCCACUUUCACAAACUGAGACUUGAUGCUUUAUUAAUGAAGAUCUUCUCCAGACAUAAACAACUUUGAAUAAUAUCUAGAGUCUCAUAUGUUCUUUAGUUUCCUUGUUAUUUUAAAGUGACGUUUACUCCUCCCUCAUAUAAAAUCUCUGAAUAUUAAAGAUUAUAUGUAAUAUC
This is a messenger RNA of Limanda limanda (common dab), 835 nucleotides long. RefSeq names its product hepatic lectin-like. NCBI's taxonomy places the organism in Eukaryota, Metazoa, Chordata, Actinopteri, Pleuronectiformes, Pleuronectidae. Bases 1 to 609 code for a protein of 202 amino acids. The record is from RefSeq and is a predicted model, not a curated record. The transcript is spliced from 6 exons.